GUCAGUCAGUUUGUUGUGUGCAUAUGUCCGUGCGUUUGUUCAUUGACGUCAUGCGCCUUUCGUCCGUCUGAGUGAAGGUGUCCGUCCACUGCCCGUCCAGCCAGGCUUAAUCAAGUCACACAGACAACCCAUGUCAGGUCAGCCAGGCAGCCAAGCGAUCAAAAACAGACGGGCGGCGGAGAAGGAUACGAAACAGCAGCUGUCUCUUUGGCUGGGUGCGUGUGUGCGGCGUUCGCUCCAGCUCUAUCUAUCUAUUCGCUUGGCUCGAGACAGACGGAGUGGGUCCUCACAGUGGGAAAAAUAAGAUAAAUUCCCUUUGUGUCUGCCUUGGUCUUGACCUUGCAGCUGUAGCCUUUCUUGCAGCGCUGCAGAGGGCCGCAGGUUUCCAAGUGGUCGCCUUUUGUCUGCAAACACACGUACGUGUGUUGGCUACGUCAUCGUCAUGCACGAGUCAUCAUCAGUGCUUUCCCCCCUUUCAAUUCCUUGCCUUGCAUUUUCCAACAUCAUGGCGCCGGAGCGUGUCAGGGUCGCACUCGUGGUAGCAUUUCUCUCCCUUGUUGGGACACUCCGAGUCGUUCUUACACUCACCUGAGGGCAGCCACACACAAACAGUCAUCAGAGACAACGACAAGAACACACACACACACACACAGAGACAUGAAUGGCGAGGCGGUGGGUGGUGGAUGGAUGGAUGGAGCAUACCUACCUCUCGCGAUCCGCUCUCGCUUCUGCUCUCGCUUCCGCUGUCUCCUCCACUCGGCCUCUCUGCCCCGUUCGUUCCACGACGAUUGCCCGGAACCCCCGCCGCCUUCCUGGGCGCAAGCAGCGAACAGACAAACCACCACACACAGUGGGUGAUUGAGCGAGUCCAUCGCAUUUACGCAUCAUCCCUCACAGAGUCUUUCAGGGCAUGGUAGACGGCGGCGCCCCCGCCAGCCGGUUGGUUGGCCUUCAGAGCGGAUGAGUCAUGACCGUAGUACGCUGUAUCCGUGGCAUGCACACAUAACCCGAUCGUGCGCGAGUGUGUUUCCAUUGGCGACACACAGGGAGAGAUGCUUUUGUACUUACCUAUGCCCCUGAUUGCACCGAGCUGCUGCUCUGCCUUGUCGAUGGCCUCCAUGGCUGAGGCGGCCAGCUUGCUGCUCGACUGGAGCAGCUGCUGGAUCUGGUCCAGCUGCACGGUGGACAACUCACCAGCUGCACACACACAAAAGAAAGACGUGUGUCUAAACUGAGGUGUUGCUCUGCAUGUACAUAUGUGUGGACCUUGGCGGCCUGCCGUGCUGUCGAUGAGCUUAAAGGAAGCCUCUGCAGUGAUGCCAGAGAUGCCAUAUGUACUUUGGCCCCUCCCCUGGUAUUGGCCCAUGCAUGCCAACCGUUGAUGGCCUUGACGGCGUUGCAGACGAUGAGACCACAGAGGGCCACCAGAAAAGCCUCAGACAUCUGAUUCAUGCCUGGUUGACGGAAAGAAAAGCAGCGGUCAGCCCCAACAGAUGGAGACGCCCCCAACGCCCCGGCUCGGGUGCAACCCAUGCACCCCGCCGCCGACCGCGUCACACUCACAACGCUCGAUCAGCUGUUGAAAGGGGCACAAAUGCCGCCUGCAAAAGCUCACCUGAGAUGCAGCAGGUGCAUUGAGUCGAUGGGACCCCACGCGAAUGCGUGUCGUCGAACUGUUACGAGGGGGGAGGGGGCCCCCGAGUAAUGGGAGGCGAUCGGCCAGACGGAGAGCAUACGAAAUUUCCGGGCAAGAAAUAUGCACAUAUUUUUCGAGAGUGAUUUUUGCUCGCCUUGAGGUAGAGUGAGGUUGUGUACGUAUUUUAGAAGGGCUG
Vitrella brassicaformis is the source of this 1832-nucleotide messenger RNA. The record is from the annotation of a GenBank genome assembly. Lineage: Eukaryota; Vitrellaceae.